GCAAAGACGGCGGCAGUCAGACAACGCCACGGCAAAGACAUAUUGCGGCUGGACAUUGAUUGCGCUGAGCCACUUUAAGCUGAGCUCCCCUACGACCCCGCUCUCGCAGACGAUCGAUGCUGCUGAGCACAGUAUUGCGCCGUCUCAUCUCUGCUACUUGAUCCCUCGCUCUUCUCGUCGACUCGCCUUCUCUCCUCCAUGUUCCUGCCCACCCACAAGACCCCCAAAGGCCUCACUUCAGCCAUGCCCCUUCUCGACAGCUUCGUCAGCUUCGCCGUAGCGACGACUACCGUCAUCCUUGAGACGGUGGUGCAGAACGCCUUCUACUUUCGUGACCUCGUGGCGUACUACUUCGGCGGCGGCAAGAAGAGCGACGAAAUCAAGCUUGAUGGCGGCGUGCGCCUCCGGUCCUACGAUCUGCUUGCCCUGCACUACACGCUCUGGCUUGUGGGAUCCCCUUCUUACAAGCACCUGCAGAGGAUGUUCGACUGGAAUCUGACGCACAAGCAUGCUGACAUCGGCGUGGCUACGGGCUACUGGGCCCGCCACUCGUCCCGUCUUGGGUACCUCCUCGAAACGCAAGCCCCCAAAGGCGGUCAAGUCGAGUAUCAUCUCUUCGACCAGAACGAGGCCUUCCUGGACUACGCCGAGUAUGCUAUCAGUAAAGUCUGGCCUCCCGUACACUACCCUUUGAGCCUCGAGAGCAGUCUCGUAUCGUAUUUGGAUCCGGAGACGGUCAAGGAGGGCGACCAAGGCCAUUACACAUCUUGCCAGGCUAUGCUGCUGCUUCACCGUGUUGCCUAUCCUGUACAGAAGGAAGGCAAUCUCGGCGCUAUCAAGGCGCAACAGCUCUUCAAGCUAGCCGCUUCCCUUCUAGCGCCUGGAGCGCGCUUCUACGGGGUGACUGUAUUGCCCCCCGAAGCCGUUGCUCAACCCACCGGAUGCUGCGCCCGUCUUCGCUUCCUACGAGGAAAAGCAGCCCAGGAUCAUCUCCGACGUCGCGGGGUGCUUCACAAUGAGCACGACACGGUGGACAAUGUUGUCAACGGCUUGAUCGCCGCUGGCUUCAGCGAGACAUCCAUCAAGAUCAAGGUCGUCAACUUCGUCAUGGCCUGGGAGGCUACGCUUGCUUGAUGUGAGGCCCACUGAUGGAGAGACGGUGCGAGUGAGCACGUUCCAUAAUGUCGUCCAGAUUCAUUCGUCUCUCUUGCCCUCUACGAAAGUCGCGAAUCGAUUCAGCC
Molecule: messenger RNA, 1241 nt
Organism: Jaminaea rosea
Lineage: Eukaryota; Fungi; Basidiomycota; Exobasidiomycetes; Microstromatales
Exons: 4
Coding region: 199-1134 (311 amino acids)
Source: RefSeq, a predicted model, not a curated record